Carica papaya (papaya) is the source of this 1456-nucleotide messenger RNA. RefSeq names its product GroES-like zinc-binding alcohol dehydrogenase family protein. Lineage: Eukaryota; Viridiplantae; Streptophyta; Magnoliopsida; Brassicales; Caricaceae. The record is from RefSeq and is a predicted model, not a curated record. Gene Ontology annotation, molecular function: NADPH binding; mRNA 3'-UTR AU-rich region binding; quinone reductase (NADPH) activity. Gene Ontology annotation, cellular component: cytosol.
ACUUCAAAAACUAACAAAAAAGUGAGUAGUCACGUCAAAUAUGAUAUGUACCCUCGGACGGAGAUUCCAACCGCUGCGCUCUCACCGAUCCCGACCGGUUCCGCUCCAAUCCACCGAUAACCUGCCAUCAACUUCUCUUCAAAUUUCCACUCCUAACACUACUAUCUCCACACCUAAGUCCAUUCCUCCAUUGAAACUAACAAGCAAAAUAGCUCUCGUUAAAGCACUUAAUACAGAAGCAUUACAAGCAACAGAGCCACUGACGAAGAUGGUGAAGGCUAUUAGGGUUUAUGAGCAUGGUGGACCUGAGGUCCUCAAGUGGGAGGAUGUUGAACUAGGGGAGCCGAAGGAGGGUGAGGUACGUGUGAAGAACAAGGCCAUUGGACUUAAUUUCAUUGAUAUAUACUUCCGCAAAGGAGUUUAUAAGCCCGCCACAAUGCCUUUCACUCCAGGUAUGGAAGCUGUUGGAGAGGUGAUAGCUGUGGGACCUGGAUUAACUGGUAGGAAAGUAGGGGAUCUCGUGGCUUAUGCUGGUAAUCCAAUGGGCUCAUAUGCUGAAGAGCAGAUCCUUCCUGCUGACAAAGUUGUGCCAGUUCCUCCUUCAGUUGAUUCCAUAAUUGCAGCGUCAGUCUUACUUAAGGGCAUGACUGCUCAGUUCUUAGUGUGCCGUUGUUUCAAGGUUGAACCUGCGCAUACAGUCCUCAUUCACUCAGCAGCUGGUGGAGUCGGAUCUUUGUUGUGUCAAUGGGCCUAUGCCCUUGGCGCCACAGUCAUUGGAACUGUGUCCACUAAAGAGAAGGCAGACCAAGCCAAGGAAGAUGGGUGUCAGCAUGUUAUAAUCUAUAAGGAAGAGGAUUUUGUUGCGCGAGUAAAUGAUAUAACAUCAGGCAAGGGGGUUGAUGUUGUCUAUGAUUCUGUCGGAAAGGACACUUUUCAGGGAUCACUGGAUUGCUUGAAAUAUCGUGGAUACAUGGUGAGUUUUGGGCAAUCAUCUGGUACACCAGAUCCAGUUCCAUUAUCUGCACUGGCAGCGAAAUCUUUGUUCUUGACGAGGCCUUCAAUGAUGCAUUAUACAGCAACCCGAGAUGAGCUGCUAGAAGUUGCCGGGGAGUUAUUUGCCAAUGUUGCAUCUGGGGUUUUGCGAGUUCGAGUAAACCAUAAAUAUCCUUUGUCUCAGGUUGCGCAGGCACAUUUAGACCUUGAGAGCCGCAAAACUUCUGGAUCGGUAGUGCUGUUACCAUAAAAGUAAACAGGAAGUGUCCUGUCCUGUGUCUGUUCUGUCGUUACCAUAUGCACCAAACUAUGAAUUUGGAUACAAUUUUUAGUUUGUCUUGGAGAUAAAGAGUUGUUCUCAUGGGAAUUUGUUUUUGGUAAAUGUUGUUAUUAGAUGGAUUAUGGGUUUAUUAUUAUCCAGUGGUAUUUGUAUAUAUUCUGUCAAUAAUGUUGGAGAACUGUA